Messenger RNA from Camelina sativa (false flax), 909 nucleotides. RefSeq lists its product as uncharacterized. Lineage: Eukaryota; Viridiplantae; Streptophyta; Magnoliopsida; Brassicales; Brassicaceae. The record is from RefSeq and is a predicted model, not a curated record.
AUGGAUCAACCUGUUGAAGAGAUUGAUGGUUUGCAAACAGUGCCAAUUCCGGAUAGUGUUUUUGAGGAUACGCAUCCUUUAUGGGAAGAUUUCCUCGUGGGCAGGUUCCUGACCAAAGUUCCUUUUGUGGAAGGUAUCCACACUCUGGUGAAUAAAAUAUGGACGCUAGGUGACAAAACAGUAAAGAUUAAUGUGUUUGUGAUGAAUGUCAAAACAGUGCGCUUUCGUAUUAAAGAUGAACGUACACGAUCUAGUGUUCUUAGGCGUGGUAUGUGGAAUCUCUGUGGAGUUCAUGUCGUCUUGUCGAAAUGGAGCCCCAUCGUGGAUAUGGAACAAGACGAGAUCACGACUAUUCCUCUUUGGGUUAUAGUCAAGAAUGUUCCACCGAAGUAUUUCUCUUGGAAGGUCUUGAGUGCAAUCACAAGCCCUUUAGGAGUACCCAAAAAGUUAUAUCCUGAUACAGAGGCGUGUACGACGUUUGAUGAAGCUAAGGUGUUUGUGGAAGUGGAUUUAACAAAGAGUUUACCUAAAAACUUUUCUUUUAAAUCAGAAAAAGAAGGUGACACUGUUGUGGAAUUUGUCUAUCACAGGCUGCCACCGAGAUGCACACUUUGCACAAAAUGGGUACACCAAAAUUCAGACUGUUUGCAAAAGAAAAAUGUGAUUGUGGCCGUAACUGACCCAAACGGAGACAAAUCGCCACAUCCUGGUGGGUUGAGAGAGGAUUUGCAGAGUAGAAAUGAUAAAAUGGUCAUUGGCGGGGAACCAAAAACGACUUUGGUGGAAACAGAGCACAAGGAGUCUGAAAACCACUCAGACGAGGAAACAGGAAUUGAGGACUUGGGUUGGAUUACACCAACUAAAAGCACGCGUAGUCCGAUAAAGACUAGUGUACCUCGUUUUUGGUGA